This is a messenger RNA of Funneliformis geosporum, 1023 nucleotides long. NCBI's taxonomy places the organism in Eukaryota, Fungi, Glomeromycota, Glomeromycetes, Glomerales, Glomeraceae. The record is from the annotation of a GenBank genome assembly.
AUGGGAAUAAAAAUUUCAAAAUCGAAUAAUUCAUCCUCUCGAAAUAAUUCAUCAUCUUCUAAUGCAAGAUCAUUCGGCUUUAAACGACAUUUGCAUUCAAGUAGAAGCACAAACAGAAGCAGAAUGAUAAGUUCAAACCAAGAUAAUGAUGGUAGUAAUAAUAGGAAAGAAGAGUUCAAAUACGUUGAUGGAAGGAGAUAUCAUAAUGUACCAAAUUUAAGAUAUCAUUUACCAAACGAUGAUAUUGAAAUUGAUAGAUUACAUUUGCAACAUUAUUUGACGAGAUAUAUCUGGCAAUCCAAUUAUUCCGCCCCCGUGCAUGAAUUAUUAGAACAUGGGGGUAAAGAAGUUCGAGUGCUUGAUGUAGGCUGCGGACCAGGAACGUGGAUAUUAGAAAUGGCAUCGGAUUAUCCUAAAACGGAAGAUUUUCAUGGGACAGACAUUUCAUCUUUAUUUCCCAGCGCCAUCAAACCUUUUAAUUCGUCAUUUUCUCAACAAAACGUGUUGGAAGGCUUAAAUUUUCCCGACAAUCAUUUUGAUUAUGUCUAUAUGAGAUUUCUUAUGUUAGCAUUCUCAACCGAACAAUGGAAAGACGUUGUCAUACCCGAACUGGUUCGCGUGACAAAAAAAGGUGGUUACGUGGAAAUCAUGGAAUGGGACGUGAAUAUUUACAAGUCCGGUCCCAUUACCAAAAGAUUAAUGAAUUCGAUGAUCGCAGAUUUUAGAUCUCACAAUUUUGAUGAUUGUAUCAUUGCCACGAUACCAGAAUUCAUGAAAGAAAAUCAGAUGACGGAUAUCGAAAAAGAUUUUCGUGACUGUCCACAGGGUCGUUACGCUGGUAAACUCGGUAGUCUAAAUUUAGAUAAUGCAACAACGAUAUUUCGCAUGUAUAAACCAAAAUUUUCUAAAGAGUAUGGGAUGAAUUCUGAGGAAUAUGAUCAAUUGAUUGAAGACUUCAUUAAAGAAAUGGACACUUACAAGUCUCAUAAUAAAACCUUCAGGUUAUGGGGUAAGAAACUUUGA